CUUCUCACCGCUUACAGGUCUGGCACGCCCGAUGUACCACCUGCCCCCACCUAGCCAAUACAUGUACCCGGACCCGUUCUCACAGAUGCAAUGGCAUCCGUCGUCGAUGUACCCGGUGGCAUCAACGUUCCGCGGGGCGUACCCCGGCUCGCUUCAUGUAAAUACUGGAACAUUGCCAAGGUACAGUCCGCCCGGCAUUGGCCUGCCCGGGUCACCGGCGAUGCCGCCGCACCACCACCACCCGGGUAUCGCCCACCCAGCCAUCGUCACGCCGGGACCAAAACAAGAAAUCCAUCCUCAGGAUCACCAUAGGUACGAUGCGCACAUGAACUCGCUGCUCCUGCACGAGUCACACGGUGGCCAGCCGGCGGCGAGCCACCAGUCGCCGUCGUCGCAGCAGCCGCCGCCGCCGCACCACCACCACCACCACCAGGGGGCGGUGGCGGGCGGUGGCGGGGGGGAGCGCCCGCUCAGCAAGGCUGCGCUCAAGAAGAAGAACCACAUCAAGAAGCCGCUGAACGCGUUCAUGCUUUACAUGAAGGAGAUGCGCGCGUCCGUCGUCGCCGAGUGCACGCUCAAGGAGAGCGCCGCCAUCAACCAGAUCCUCGGACGCCGGUGGCAUGCCCUGGACAACAGUGAAAAGGCGAAAUAUUUUGCACUCGCGAGGAGGGAGCGCGAAUUGCACAUGCAGCUCUACCCGGGCUGGAGCGCGCUGAGACAACUACGCUUCAGCAGCUCAAGCGGAACAAAAAAACGCAAAAGCGCAAGACAAAGACUUCAGGGCCGACGCCCUCAGAUGUCGUUGCAGGAGAGGAGAAUCUAAAGAAGUGCCGAGCGCGCUACGGCCUCGAUCAGCAGGCCCAGUGGUGCAAACCCUGCCAGAGGAAGAAAAAGUGCAUCCGCUACACGGGCGGUGAUGACAGCUCCGAGGACGCGUCGAUUCAGAAUGGCGAGGACGACAUCGAAGAC
Molecule: messenger RNA, 969 nt
Organism: Priapulus caudatus
Lineage: Eukaryota; Metazoa; Priapulida; Priapulimorpha; Priapulimorphida; Priapulidae
Product: lymphoid enhancer-binding factor 1-like
Exons: 8
Coding region: 32-823 (263 amino acids)
Biological process (GO): regulation of transcription by RNA polymerase II; canonical Wnt signaling pathway
Cellular component (GO): beta-catenin-TCF complex
Molecular function (GO): DNA-binding transcription factor activity, RNA polymerase II-specific; RNA polymerase II cis-regulatory region sequence-specific DNA binding
Source: RefSeq, a predicted model, not a curated record